UUGUGUUGAAGUCCGUCUCCUCCCGUCCGGCUGCAGGUCGGAGCUGAGGCCGUCUCGGUGUCCCCCGCUUGAUCCGCGGGGUCACCGAGUCAUCAUGGAGACAGCAGGUGUAGCCCCGGGGGGGUGGAGGUCGGCGGUGGCGUUGUGUGUGGUGGUCGUCCUCCUCGUUAACGGGUCGAGCGGGUUAGUCUGUUACACUGCAGUGGAGUCACUGGACUUAGGCUGCCUCCUGCGGUGGACCUGUCCCCGUGCCAGUCCCAACACCACCUACAGCGUCCAGACCAAGACACAGGGGGGCCCCUGGCAGGACGUGUCAUGGUGCGUCCGGCUCUCGUCCCGCAGCUGUGACCUGUCCCGGGCCUUCUCAGACUUUGAGUUCUACAACGUGAUUCGUCUCGGCGUGCACCUCGGCCCCGGCUCCACCGCGUGGCUCAAACCACGAGAGUUCGGCUACAGCGACUUGAGAUUCAGUCGUCCCUCGGUCUCGGUCUCUCAGAGAGACGAGCGGCUGCUGGUGGAGGUGCGGUUCCCCUGCGCUUCCAACAGGAGGUGCUCUCCGGAGAGCUGCUGCCCCAUCUCCGAACUGACAGACCCCCGGACGACGGUGACUGUGUUCAACAAACGCCAGCGCUCAGAAUAUCAGACUCGUACGGUUUGGACCCAGGAGGUCGUGACCUUGGUCGAGUUCUCUGGUUUGUCUCCGGGUCAGAACUACUGCGCCGUGGCCAACUUCUCCCUCCCGGCCUUCUCCAUGGCGUCGUCUCCGAAGUCCAGACCUCAGUGCGUCCAGAUCGUCUCCAUAUCAGCGGCGCUGCCUGUGCUGGGUCUCGGCGUCCUGCUGGCGUCCCUGCUCCUCGCUCCGCUCCUUGUCGUGGUUCUGAGGAACCCAGGACGAGCUGCAGUGACUGAAGCUCCACCGAAGACUCCAUCCCCUGCUUGUGAUCCCGUCUCGUUGGACCCCCUCUCCCCGGUCCCAGUCGACCCUUGUGACAUCCACAUCGAGUUCCCUGAAGACCACAUGUCCAUGGAGACGUCCUCCAGCCUCCCCUCCUCCAGCCAGGACCACACCUCGUCCAGCAGUCCUCUCCAGCGGGACUGUGUGGCAGUGUACUGGGACAGCGGAGGGAUGGAGCUGGAGCGAGGCCUGGACUCUGGCCUCAGCCUCCCGCCUGUGUGUCUGUCCUCUGAGGAGACAUGUGACAAGAUGAGACUGAUACAAACAGACUGAGACACUGUCUUCAUGUCCAAAUACCUUGUUAUUCACAUGACACAUUAGGUUAUUUAUAUUGUUUUACAAGUAUUGGUCAGUAUGUGGCGACAUGAUUUUCUUAAAUGAGCUUUGGCUGGAGACAGAAUGGUCGAGAGCCAACGUCCAACUGUCCCUUAAAUUCAAGAUGCACUUGAGAACCGUGUCCAUGUCUCAUCUGCAAACAUGGAGGAGGCGGAGUUUAUAAGCUAUACGACAACCAGCCACCAGGUGGCGAUUGAGAUACUUUGGCUUCACGUUCGCGGAGCUGCCGUGUCGUCCAUCUUUACAGUUGAUGAUCCUGAUCUGCACCAAACUUUAAUAAACUCUUUCUUUGCACUCGUCAAAUCCUUCCGCUAAGUUUCAUGUUAUUCAUACAGUAGCUUCUGCAGAAUCCUGCUCACAAACAAACAAACAAACAAACAUGGGCUAAAGCAUGACCUCCUUGGAAAGUUUGAGUUGGACAAAAUAAUCAAUAUGAAGAGAUUAAAGGUUGGGCUUCAUGAACAUUUCUCCCAGUUUCUCUUCAAGACAUCGAUUCCACUCCAGUUCCUCCUCUGACCUCUGACCUCCCGUUCUCCUCGAGCUCAUUAACCACAGACGUCAUGUUCCCGUCCUCUCGAUCGAACUGUUUUUCCCACUUUUCAAACUGGGAGCACAUUUCUCUGGCUCCGGCACGAGUCAGGGAAUCGACUGGUGAGUGAGAUCUGCCAGUGGAGCGGAGAUGGUUUAUCCGACUGGUCCAGAACGAGAUGUUUAUCUCUGCGUGUGCUCGUCCGCGGAUUCGGUGAAAAGUCUAAAUCUGGUUGCGGUUCUUCCCGCUCUGCGUCUGGUGCCGAGCUCCAGUGUCACUCAACAGGCUCGUCCAAACCAUCAUCUGCAUAAACAGGAACUAAGAAAACUCCUGACCCCCCCCCCCGACCUGCAGCCAACAUGCCGCUCUCUGCCCCUCUGUAAUGUCUCUGACUCACAGUUGCCCCCCCGUGACCGACACCUCGCCCUGUGUCCUGCAUGACGCCCGGGAACAUCUCGACUUCUCGCUGCUCGCCUCCUGUUUUCUGCUGAUGCUUCAUUCUUUCCGCGGCACCGGCGGUUUGGCCGUCCAGGGUUGUUUGUUUCCCCGUCGUCGGCCUCCUCCAGAGUCCACAUGGACCUGGGGGGUCGGCCAGAGCUGUGCCGGGGCUUUCAUUACGAAACACGGUGCUGACACGAGGUGAUUCAUGGAUGAAGCUGGGAGGACUUGGCUCCGGGUGGGGAAUCGAACACCUGACUACACACUAACAGAUCUGCUGGUGGCUCCGGCAUCAGGAAGCUGCUCAACUGGUUCUGUUCUGGUCUUUACUUAAGCUUUUCUGAAAAUAAGGAUUAAUUUGGCUCAUUGUGUGUCUGUGGGUGCACUCGUACUUAUAUCUCUGUGAGGACCUUUACUGAUCCUCACUUUUACCAAAGGCUGUUUUAGGGUUAACACUUGACACCAAUGAGAGUCCCCACAAAGAUAGAAGUAUAAAUUGAUUAAAUAACUAUAAGAUGAAUUAUCGACACAACAAAAUUAUUUCAGUCCACCAAGGUUAUUAAACCACCACCAUAAGAACCAUUAUCUUUAUAAAAUAAAGGUUUACAAGCUCAGUCAUUUAAGUUUGUUUAACAUUGUCGUGAAUCUAUUUACUAACACUAAUUUGUGAGAAACUUUAAAACUGCAUUUCUGCUAUAUUAUCGGCUACUG
This is a messenger RNA of Platichthys flesus (European flounder), 2969 nucleotides long. RefSeq lists its product as uncharacterized. The transcript is spliced from 7 exons. NCBI's taxonomy places the organism in Eukaryota, Metazoa, Chordata, Actinopteri, Pleuronectiformes, Pleuronectidae. Bases 95 to 1228 code for a protein of 377 amino acids. Gene Ontology annotation, molecular function: protein binding. The record is from RefSeq and is a predicted model, not a curated record.